This is a messenger RNA of Neoarius graeffei (lesser salmon catfish), 7962 nucleotides long. It is a transcript of the gene ubr3, whose product is annotated as ubiquitin protein ligase E3 component n-recognin 3. The coding region runs from base 50 to 5614 and encodes 1854 amino acids. Lineage: Eukaryota; Metazoa; Chordata; Actinopteri; Siluriformes; Ariidae. The record is from RefSeq and is a predicted model, not a curated record. Gene Ontology annotation, biological process: protein ubiquitination; ubiquitin-dependent protein catabolic process via the N-end rule pathway. Gene Ontology annotation, cellular component: cytoplasm; ubiquitin ligase complex. Gene Ontology annotation, molecular function: ubiquitin protein ligase activity; zinc ion binding. The transcript has 39 exons.
ACAUAGCAACAAGACAACCAAAAUAAAUUCGGAAAACAGUUCGGAGAGAAUGAUGGCGGCGUUGCUGCUACGCCGGGAUAAGAAAGCUACAGCCGCGCAUUUAAAGGCAGAUCUUAACCGGACUGACAACAGCUCUGGGGUCCGGCAACUUCAGGAACUGCUGGAUAAUGUUCUCAAUCCGGAGAAACCGGCCGCGGACACCGAGGCCCUGGACUGGUGUAAAUAUCUGUUGGCAGGAGGGGAUGGGUUCGAGGAGUUCUGUAAAACCGUCCGCUCUUACGAUAACGCUACGCUGUGCGGAUUGGUCUGGACUGCUAAUUUUGUAGCAUAUCGCUGUCGGACCUGUGGCAUUUCGCCCUGCAUGUCACUCUGCGCUGAGUGCUUUAACAACGGCGACCACACGGGCCACGAUUUUAAUAUGUUUAGGAGUCAGGCUGGCGGGGCCUGCGACUGUGGAGACGGUAAUGUCAUGCGAGAAAGUGGGUUUUGCAGAAGGCAUCGGUUAAGAACUGGGGAGAAUGUUCCAUCAGUCCCUAGAGAUCUGCUGCUUAUGUCUGAGAUGGUUCUUCCUCGUUUUAUCAUCAGUAUAAUACAGUACCUGAGAGAUGGCUACACAGAGUCAGAAACUACUACAGACAGAGAUCUGCAGAAAGUCCUUCAGCAGCUGGAGCCCCAGAUCUCUUUUUUGGAAGACCUCACUAAAAUGGGUGGAGCCAUGCGCACAGUCCUCACAAAGAUCUUAACCAAUCAGCAGACCUUUAAAGAACUGAGCAUGGGUCAAGAGGAGAAUAUGUAUGCAAAGAGAAACUAUGAGAAGUACCUGUCGGCACUCAAAAAUUCCGGCCUGGUGUCUGUGGAGGAUAAAGGGUCGGCAGGGACAACAGACUCUUCAGCUGGGGCUGGAACUGGAGCACUUGGCCUCCUGGGGGCCACAGCAGCAGUCAGUCCAAAUGAGGAAAAUAAAGAGGAAGAUCAGGAUGGAGGGCAGAGUGUAGGCCAGAGGAAGAGAGUAAAGCUGAGUAGCAGUACCAAAGAUUCAUCUAUAAUGGACAUUCUAAAACAUAAAUGUUUUUUAGAGGAGUUAUUGUUUUGGACUAUUAAAUACGAGUUUCCACAGAAGAUGGUUACUUUUUUACUCAACAUGUUGCCAGAUCAAGACUAUAAGAUCACUUUCACUAAAACGUUUGUCCAGCACUAUGCCUUUAUCAUGAAGACUCUGAUGAAGAGCCAUGAAUCAGACACGAUGUCCAACCGAAUAGUUCAUAUCAGCGUGCAGCUGUUCAGUAAUGAAGAAUUAGCACGUCACGUCACUGAGGAGUGCCAGCUGCUGGACAUCAUGGUCACUGUACUGCUCUACAUGAUGGAGAGCUGCCUUAUCAAGAGUGAACUGCAAGAUGAAGAGAACAAUCGUCAUGUGGUGGUAAACUGUGGUGAAGCCUUGUUGAAGAAUAACACCUACUGGCCUUUAGUUAGCGACUUUAUUAAUAUUCUCUCUCACCAAAGUGUAGCGAAGCGUUUUCUGGAGGAUCACUCGCUGCUCAUGCUCUGGAUGAGCUUUGUCUCCUUUUUUCAAGGAAUGAAUCUGAACAAGAGGGAGCUGAACGAGCACGUGGAGUUUGAAUCCCAGACGUACUACGCAGCUUUUGCUGCUGAACUAGAGGCCUGUGCUCAGCCCAUGUGGGGGCUGCUCACGCACUGCAAAGUCAAAGAAACACAAGAGUACACUAAAACAGUGGCACGCUAUUGCCUGGAGACUUUACAGAUAUGGUUUGAUGCCAUUGGCUUUGUUGAUGAGCCUGCUCCCAAUCAAAUAACGUUUCAUUUACCGUUGCACCGCUACUAUGCCAUGUUCCUUAGCAAGGCGGUGAAGUGUCAGGGGCUGGACUUGGACAGUCUCCUUCCUGAUCAGGAAAUGCUGAUGAAGAUUAUGGUGCAUCCUCUUCAGAUACAGGCAUGUUUGUCUGAAAUUCACAGCAACAUGUGGGUGAGGAAUGGAUUACAAAUUAAAGGGCAGGCUAUGACAUACGUCCAGUCUCACUUCUGCAACUCUAUGAUCGACCCAGACAUCUUCCUGUUACAGGUGUGUGCCUCACGACUAGACCCAGACUACUUUAUUUCUUCAGUGUUUGAGAGGUUUAAAGUAGUGGACUUGUUGACGAUGGCAUCGCAACACCAGAAUGCAGUGCUGGAUGCAGAGCAGGAAAGACCCAUGUUAGAGGGGGCGCUCACGUUCCUCGUCAUAUUGUGCAGCCUCCGCGUACACCUGGGCAUGACUGAUGAUGAGAUACUGAGAGCAGAAAUGGUGUCACAGUUGUGUAUGAAUGACCGCACACACAGUUCUCUUCUUGACCUUAUCCCAGAGAACCCAAACCCUAAGAGUGGUAUAAUGCCCGGCAGUUGUAGCUUUGAGGAGAUGCUGUCUGCUGUGGCUGAUUUUAAAGCUCCAGUAUCUGAGCCUGGUGGCUCCAUGCAGCAGGGCAUGUACACACCCAAAGCGGAGGUGUGGGAGAAGGAGUUUGACCCCAUCAUGGUGAUCCUGCGCACUGUCUACCGGCGAGAUGUCCAGUCAGCAAUGGACAGAUACUCAGCAUUUUUGAAGCAGUCUGGUAUUCACACCGGUAACCCUUGGCCGCCAUAUAAAGAGAGGACGCCCCUGCACCCAUGCUAUCGAGGACUGGUGCGUCUGCUGCACUGCAAAACUCUGCAUAUUGUCAUCUUUACCCUGCUAUACAAGAUCUGGAUGGACCAUCAGAACAUGUCGGAGCAUGUGCUAUGUAUGGUGCUGUAUCUGGUUGAGCUGGGUUUGGACAACCAUGCACAAGAGGAGAAGGAGGAUGAAGAACCGUGUAUUGAGGAGCACUGCCAUGACAGCUGGUUCCCUGGCACCAGCCUGCUGUCCAAUCUACACCACGUCAUUAACUUUGUACGGGUGCGAGUGCCUGAGACCGCCCCGGAGGUGGAGAGAAAAAGGGAACGGGAGAGGGAGAGGCAGAGGGAGACUCCUCCAAGCACCAGCACUGACACAUCCACCUUUGGACAGAACUUGCGUGAGGCUCAGUUAUUCAGCCUGGUGGCUGAGCGCAGGAGGAAGUUCCAGGAGAUUAUAAACCGCAGUAACCACGAGGCCAACCAGGCUGUACGGCCAAAGUCGUCUUCGCGCUGGCUUCCCCCAGGCUCUCCUCCUCAGAUGGUCACUGAGAUACUAGAGAUAAGGGAGAGUAUGCUGUCCUUACUGGUCAAACUGCACCAGAAACUGUCAGCCAAGCAGAACUCACUGACUCCGAGCUGGCUGGAGGAGGCUGAACCAGCACACCAUACACAUGGAGAUGGAAUCACUGCCAUCGAGAGGAUCCUGGCCAAGGCAGCAUCACGCAGCAGACAUAGCAAAAGAUGUCUGCAAGAGAUUUGUGGCAAAGUGUGUCCACCUGUGCCUCCUAAAAAGAACAGCCCAGGAGAAAAGAAGAGCAUGGAUAAAGAGGAGAGGCGGCAGAGGGCCAGGGAGAGACAGCAGAAACUACUGGCUGAAUUUGCCUCCAGGCAAAAAAGCUUCAUGGAGACAGCCAUGGAUGUUGAAUGUCCUGAAGUGGAGGCGGCGAUGGACGUGAGCUCAGCCGAGCCUCUUGACACCGAGGUUCUCUAUGACUGCGUAAUAUGCGGUCAGAGCGGCCCCUCUACUGAGGACAGACCUACGGGACUGGUGGUGCUACUACAGGCAUCCUCAGUGUUGGGGCACCGUUGCUGUAGCGACCAGGCAAAGCGACUCCCUACAAGUGACGAUGAGCUGAUCUUCACUGAAGACACGUGUGGGGCAACUAACGACGUUAGACUAGCACUUAUGCAGCGUCACUUUAAAGAGAGUUCCUGUCUGCAGUCGGUCUCUAUUGGCUGGGAUGGUGGUGUGUAUGUGCAAACCUGUGGUCAUACGCUGCAUAUAGACUGCCACAAGUCCUACAUGGAGUCUCUACGGAAUGACCAGGUGUUGCAGGGUUUCUCUGUGGAUAAGGGCGAGUUCACGUGCCCACUGUGUCGCCAGUUCGCUAAUAGCGUCCUGCCCUGCAAGCCGGGGCGUGGUACAGAGGCGAGUGCCUGGCACACACCCAGCAACAAGAACUUGGCCACAUUAGUGAAAGAGGUGGAGGAGCUUCAGGACCAGUUGACCAUCUUUCCCGUAAGCACCAGUACGGAGUCUAACUUGACUAAAGAGAUGGAGUCUGUGAUUAAAGACAUAAAGAAUGCCACGCAGAAAAAGUACAUGGACUAUGGCAAGAACCCUGGCUCGCCUGAUAACGACUUCCUCUUCAUGUACUCGGUGGCCAGGACAAAUCUGGAGUUGGAGUUGGUUCAUCGUGGUGGGAACCUGUGCAGUGGAGGGGCGAGUGCUGCUGCCAAACGCUCCUGUCUCAAUCAGUUGUUUCAUGUAUUAGCAAUGCACAUGCGUCUGUACAGCAUUGAUUCUGCUUAUAAUCCCUGGACUCGACUCACACAGAUCACCCAGCACAGAGAGUCAGAAUAUGAGGAUGAAGAGCAUCCCGAGGUUCCAAUGCUGUUCAGAGAUGUCCCCUCCCUACUCAUUAUCUUUGUGCUCACUAUGCCUCAGCCACUACGCAAAGAACACUUCACAACAGUUGUGAAAGUGCUAUACACUCUGCUGUAUACUCAGGCCCUGGCUGCUCUGUCCAUUAAAUUCCGCCCUGAGGAGAGACUGGCCUGGAGCAAGAGUGGGGCAGCCAAGAAGAACUUGCCAAAUUCUGAGAAAUCAUGGGAGGCACUCCUGAGUCAUGUGAUCAGUGAGCUCACCAAGGCCAAGGGGAUCUAUGAUAGUAGCCCUAAUGAGAUGAUGUUGAGUACGAGUGUAUGGUCUCCUCAAUCCAUAGAGUUUACGUUGCAGCAGUUCUGUUUGCCGUUCAUGCGUCUAGCCUGUCUUCUUCAACAUCACCUUUAUGGGGACAAUCUACCUGGCUGCCAGCUAGAGGAAGAGUUCUCAUUGCUGGCAGGCGGUUUGGGUUUGCUGUCUGCUUUGUUCCAGCCCAGCACCUCCAUGAACAGCCCAGUGUGCCUGGAAUGGAACAUCAACGCAUUUGAGCUCAUGUCUCAGUGGUGCUCCGAGCUCCUCAGACUGGCGGACACGCCUUCACAGCAGGCCAUGUCUCUGUUGGUGCAAGACCCUCACUGGUCUGCUCCUCGUCUGCUGCAGCUUCCUGACAACUACAACACUAUCUUCCAGUACUACCACAGGAAGUCCUGCACUGUGUGCAGUAAGACACCUAAAGACCCAGCUCUGUGCCUCGUUUGUGGAGCGUUCGUCUGUCUCAAGGGCCUCUGCUGCAAACAGCAGGGUGUCUGCGAGUGUGUGCUGCACUCUCAGCACUGUGGAGCUGCAACAGGGAUCUUCCUCCUAAUAAACGCCUCUGUGAUCAUAAUCAUCCGUGGUCAUCGCUUCUGUCUGUGGGGGUCAGUUUAUCUGGACGCUCAUGGAGAGGAGGACAGAGACUUACGUCGUGGCAAGCCUCUGUUCCUGUGUGAGGAGAGGUACCGCGUGCUGGAGCAGCAAUGGGUGUCACACACCUUCGACCACAUUAGCAAGCGAUGGGGUCCCCACUACAACGGACUUUAACACACAGACCCCAAACCUAGAGGAGCCAGAUCACAGUGGGCAUCAGUGCCAGCCUCUCUCUCUCCUUUUGAUAUAUGCUAUUAUGUAAUAUAAAAACAAUGCUGUGAGUGAAUUGCUGCUACAGCCUUGGUUAUGUGAAGUUUAGUGUACAAUCAUGCCUAAUGACUAACAGCGUGUAUGUGUGUGGGGUGUUUUUUUUUAAUAUAUGAAUGAUUUUUGGUGGAUUUGAAAGGGGAAGAGAUUUUAUUUGUUUCUGGGACUGGCUCACAGAGAAAGCACAAAUUAGCCCAAUCCUGAGUGCAUUUAUUUGAGUGCUGUUUGGUCACACCCCUCAAAAACAUGCUAAUGUUUAGUGCAUUGGAGAGCAAAACUCUCCCAAAAAAAAAAAAAGUGGAUAUCACCACCAUUAUGAAAAACACAAGGCGUUUGGGUUUCCCUUAACUGCAACCUAAACUGUACUAAAAUGGCACCAGGCAUCAUUAUUCAUCGUAACAAAUGCAAUGAGUAAUCAUUGUCAUCCUACAUGCUCAUAACUCAGGCCUUUAAAUGCUCAUAUGGGAUAAAAGUAUUGUUGAAGUGGAGCGUCUUUGUUCUGCAUAAAUUAUCACUGAAUAGUAGAAUAAUUAUUGCUUGCCCAUUGAGGCCUAGUUGCAUCCAUCCUCAGGAAUUUUCUUUUCUGUAGUUAAAGAACUUUUUAAUAUUUAAAUAAAUGUUGCUAUUUGAUGUUGAUGGUUAAUUAUAUCGUUGUACAAAUGAUUUUAGGUUUUGACAGAAGGCACAGUGGUGAUGGCAGUCAGCUAGCUUUUUGCAGUUGAGGCUGCAGAGACCGUUCGCAGUAACCUUGUCAUUCAUGCAGCUUUUCUUGGCUAACUGGUUAAAUUAGUACUACUGGCUAAAAGCUGGAGUAAACAUUUCCCUACUAAAACUUGGCAAUAUUUCAUCUAGCCAAUAAUGCUGGUAGAUGUGAUUGUUUUACAGAGGAUCCAAAAUUGCUGCAAAUAUUUAUCCCAAAUAAUCUCGUUCUUUUAUUGUCUAAUCCCAAGUUUUUGAGCAAUGUUGGGUUCCAGAGAUGACCAGUGUCCAUGGUUCAUUCACAGAUUGCAUUUAGAAUGUGUCUAGAAAAUGCACUUCAUUUUGUCCUUUGAGUGUAUUGUAGUAUUUUUACAUCAACAUCUGCAACAGUGUAAUUUGUACUUGCAUAAAGCAAUCCUCCAAAGAGGAAAUCAUGUGUCAUUUUCACGUAUGCCAUAGUCCCACCUUUUCCUGCUCGGUUUAGAGCUAAAAAUGAAUAUUUCCAAGAGCCAGGUGAAGAGCAUUCACAUUUAGUAACAGGUUUAAAUAACUCGCUUGUGUCUGAUGGUGAACAAGGCAAAAAGUUUUGAAUUUAGAUUUGCUUUAAAACGAACGAAAAGGAGAGUAUUAUUUCUUCAUAAUAUGAUGGCUUCUUUUCAAGCGGCCAGGAUUUAAAUCAGGCCCCACAGAAUUUAGGAUUUCAAAAUCCUUGUUAACUUUUUGCAUAUUCUACUUUUCUAUUAAUGUCUAGCCCCCUUCAUUAUUUGUUUGUUGUUGUUUAAUGCAUAUUUAUUAAAAGAUGUUUUUGUAUGGAUAUGUAAGAGAUUCACCUAUGAGGAGUUUGUUUCUUUACAUUGUUUGUUUAAAAAAUGUUCUUUUGGUGUGUUUCUCAAUCCUGUGAGUUUUCUCACAGAAACUGACAAUAGUGACAAAGGAGUGAUUCCCCCCCCCCCCCCCCCCACCACCACCACACACACACACACACACACACACACACACACGAUUCAGGAUGUGAUCAGUUCCAGGCUUUGAAAUAAGAUUGGGGAUUUCAGUGCUGUGUGUAAUUUUUUUUUUCUCCCCCCCCCCCCACCCGACCCAAUUUGCAAAGUCCCAGUUCUAAGUCUGUUGUAUUAAGAAGGAGCCACCAAUGAACACCAAAAAGCAUGUUUUGGUUUCGUUCUUCACCACCUUAUUGGGUAUUGAUUCUCAACACUGCACUUACACAAUGCUGGAGAGAAAUGCCAGGCACUUAAAUUCCUAGUUCCUGUCUUUCUCUUGUCUUGAAAUCUUGCAUGCUGCUGUUUUUUCUUCUCUUUUUAGUUUUUCUUUUUCUUCCUCAGCCCAGAUAUUGUAUAAUUGAACAGAGUUUUUGCAAAGAGUAAUGGGUAUAUAUUGGAAUGGAAAGCUGUAAUGUUAUUCUGUGUGGUGUGAGUGACUGACUGAGACAGAAAUACAGUACAUUACUGUAGGUGCUGAUUCAGAUUGCAAAUCAGAAAGGGUGGCAGACAUUUAAUGCAAAAUGUAACAUAUGUGAAUAAAAUAUAACAAUACUCUGA